Hordeum vulgare subsp. vulgare (domesticated barley) is the source of this 1265-nucleotide messenger RNA. Its product is annotated as 1,4-dihydroxy-2-naphthoyl-CoA synthase, peroxisomal. The transcript is spliced from 9 exons. NCBI's taxonomy places the organism in Eukaryota, Viridiplantae, Streptophyta, Magnoliopsida, Poales, Poaceae. Gene Ontology annotation, cellular component: cytosol. The coding region runs from base 69 to 1067 and encodes 332 amino acids. The record is from RefSeq and is a predicted model, not a curated record. Gene Ontology annotation, biological process: menaquinone biosynthetic process. Gene Ontology annotation, molecular function: 1,4-dihydroxy-2-naphthoyl-CoA synthase activity.
GCACUGGAAUCGACCAACCAGACCACAACGCACAGCGUGCCACGCCCGCCCGCCUCUCGGCUUUCAGCAUGGACGCGGCGGAGAGGAGGCUCGCUCGCGUGACGGCUCAUCUCCUGCCCUCCUCCCUCCCGCUCGUCUCUGCCCCUCUCCUUGCGCCAUUCCCCGCUGCUGCGUCGUCGUCGCCCGCCGGAGACAGCUACCGGCGCGUACACGGCGAUGUCUCGUUGGAGCCACCGGAGUGGCGAGCGGCAGCGGACGAGGAUGGAAAGGGAUUCAUCGACAUCAUCUACGAGAAGUCCGUCGGAGAGGGCAUCGCCAAGAUCACAAUCAACCGUCCUGAUAGGAGAAACGCAUUCAGACCGCUGACUGUCAAAGAGCUGAUGCGUGCCUUCAGCGAUGCUAGAGAUGAUAGUUCAAUUGGAGUCGUCAUACUGACAGGGAAGGGAUCCAAGGCAUUCUGUAGCGGUGGCGACCAAGCCUUGAGGGGUUCUGAUGGAUAUGUUGAUUUUGAUAGCUUUGGCCGGCUCAACGUUCUAGACCUCCAGGUACAAAUUAGGCGCCUUCCGAAGCCAGUUAUAGCAAUGGUUGCUGGUUAUGCAGUUGGUGGUGGACAUGUUCUGCACAUGGUUUGUGAUCUAACAAUUGCAGCUGACAACGCGAUAUUUGGGCAGACUGGUCCAAAGGUUGGAAGCUUUGAUGCUGGCUAUGGCUCUUCCAUCAUGUCUCGAUUGGUUGGACCAAAGAAAGCCCGCGAGAUGUGGUUUCUGUCACGGUUCUAUGCCGCCGAAGAAGCAGAGAGAAUGGGACUCGUCAAUGUAGUCGUACCACUUGCUGAUUUGGAGCGUGAAACUGUGAAAUGGUGCCGGCAAAUCUUAAGGAACAGCCCCACAGCCAUUCGGGUGUUGAAAUCUGCACUCAAUGCAGCUGAUGAUGGUCAUGCUGGUCUUCAGGAGCUCGGCGGGAAUGCGACAUUGAUCUUCUACGGUACUGAAGAGGCCAAAGAAGGAAAGAAUGCGUACAUGGAACGACGACGCCCUGAUUUCUCAAAGUUCCCCCGGAAACCAUGACUUCCACUUGAUGGUGUCAUCAUCUUGUAGUAAAUAUUAUUGAAUAUCUUCCCCUCACUGAUUUGCAAAAAGAAUCACGCAUUUGCCUCUCCCUUGGAUAGUGUGUACAUUGUUAUCUACAAAGUGCCGGAAUUUUCUUGACAAUUUGUUGGCGGAAAUGUAGUUUGCAUACACGAAAGAAAAUGCCAUAUUUGUGAA